Molecule: messenger RNA, 2979 nt
Organism: Alternaria novae-zelandiae
Lineage: Eukaryota; Fungi; Ascomycota; Dothideomycetes; Pleosporales; Pleosporaceae
Exons: 7
Coding region: 1-2979 (992 amino acids)
Biological process (GO): nucleocytoplasmic transport
Cellular component (GO): nuclear pore; cytoplasm
Molecular function (GO): GTPase activator activity
Source: RefSeq, a predicted model, not a curated record
AUGUUCCUGUGCAAUCUGGAUCUCAAGUUCCCCCCUGUGCAGGUGGCCCACUCGCUCACUAAGCUUGAUCUUGAAACGCUCAUGAUGAGGUCGACUCAGCGCCGAGUCCCAGAAGAGGCGGGCAGCUCUCUCGACGACAGCAGCUAUGACCUGCUCGGCGACGGCGUCAUGGACAUGUCCGACGACGAAGCCCACACCGAGUCGAUCGCGUCGACCGACGGUCCCACGCCCGACGACACGUCUGACGAUUUCAGCGAUGACGACGUCGAAUACGAAGCCGGCGAGAAUCACUUACAAGAUAGCACAUACUCUUCGCACGGCGAAUCCCAAGAGCAGCAAACCCACGUACACCCUAUACUAUCUGGGGAAGACUCCUCUCUGACAGAAGUUCCUCCAUACCUGAGUGGGAGCAUGAGCUCAAGGCAUUUCGUACUACAAGAGCAGAACCCGGGCAGUUCUGAUGUAAGCCAUGGAAGCAGCGUCAUCAAGAGCUCGGCAGGUUACACGGACGAGCUGCCACCGGUGUUCGACCGUUAUGGCUGCAAAGAGAUUAGAUUGUCGGUCAAGACAGCCUUGUCCAAGGACCCUCUCGCCACCCCAGACGCAUACCGAAUACUAUAUAUUGGUAGUGGAAAGUGGGCAGAGGGCACCAUCACCUCUAAGAUCUGCGCAGCGCUCGCUGCCUACCCUAGCGCCUCGAAGUCGGUCAUGGUCCGCGGUCACAUCGAGCCCUAUGCCCCCGUCCCGCACGCUGAUCGUUGUGCCAAAAUGGAGAUUCAUAAGUCGCGCGAGAAGAGGCACGUUCUCGCCAUCAUGGAAGAUGGACGACAGCUCAUGUUCGGCUCCGGCCUGUCUACUCACUCUUCAGAUCGACCAGACCUUGUGGUCCUCUGUCACCCAAGCGUCCUUGAUAGCACUGCUGACAAGCAAGAUCUUGCAUCUGCCAAGGAAGUAUUCGAACGCGAGACAAUCCCAUGCAUCGAACUUGCUGAGACCAAUCCUUUCGGAGCUGGAUCUUCCGUUGAUGAGAACACUACAACGUUACGGGUAUGCGUAGAAGGGCGAGACAACCCGAACACUGAUUACGAGCUGAAGGAGGUACUCCCCCUCGAUAUCCACCAGUUCGACCAACUCGAGCCAUCGCAGCUUAAUCGCCAUCUCGCACUCAUUAGUCCUCAUCUAGCGAAGGCACGGGGCACGAAGGCUGCCUCGACAGCCCGCAAAUCGUGGUUUAGUGACAAGACCAAGACGUCUACGAAGAAGAUGGGCUCACCAUGGCCAACUGCAAAGUUGCUAGCAUCUGCUUUCGUUAUCUUCGCCCUCAUCCCCGCGCUUCUCAUGGGUGCGGCUUAUACCCCUAUGCUGUGCCAAAAGGUGUCCCAAGGGCGGUCAGUGUCACCAGCCGUUUCAGAGAUUCAAAGCAACACCACAACGAUCACGCCCGCAGCUUCAGUGUCUCCAAGUGCGGCUGGCUACCCGGAUUCAUGUCGCUCGAGCCUUGUACACGAAGCUCGAGGCCUCACUGUCGUACCGUCCCAGCCAAAGCAGGCUACCCAGAAGCCAAAGGCGAAGAACAGUCAGGCUGGAGGUUUCGAAAUCCAGAUCACCGGAGACCAUCAGUUUGUACUCCGUCCUUCUAAAUCCUUCAAUUCGAACCGGAAGAAACCCCAACUUCAGGUUCAAGUUUCUCGCCACUCUCAAGAGGUUCCAGCACAUUACAACCGGACCACCACUGGCGAGUACAUUGUCGACCUGGAUCAGCAGUAUCGAUUCGAUAAGUUCAAUGUCAGCAUUGCCACACAUUCAAAGCCUCUCUUGCGGCAAUCUUUCGAGGUGAUGCUCGGACACAACAAGUCGACGCUAGAUCAACUUCUCGACACCGCCAUGUCAAACAUAUUGGAUACACAAAACACCCUUCGCAACGUCUCCGCUGUAGCUGCACGGCACCUGCAAGAAUACAUGGCCGGGUUUGAUCUCUACGCUUCCAAGCAACUCCAGGAAACUAAGCAUCAACUGGAGAUGAAGGCUCAGCGGGCAAGACAGAUACCGGAUGCUACAUGGAUGGGGUUGCGAAAGGUGACCGCACCGGUGCGGACAUCGUCAGCGAUGCAAAGGGCCAGGAUGAAUGCUCUUCGCGUGAGGUGCAAGAUGGAGACGGCGGCGGGACUGUCUGCAAAGGAAGGCGGUGAGGGGCAGAGUUGGGCAUGUGCAAAGAAGAAGAUGUCUGAAGCAGCCAAGCCCGACCCCGCCGCCGAGCAGAUCGCCAACCCUGCGGCGACUCUUGUUCAGGACGAGACCGCAAAGGUCACCACCGACAAGGCGUCUGACAAGCCCGAGACCACCACAGAGAGCAAGGAUGACAAGCCCAUCACAGAGAAGGCGACGGAGGCAGCGGCUGCAGUAAAGGACAACGUCUUCUCCAUGUUCGGUGGCGGCCCCGCAAAGGUCAAGAAGGAGGAGGCCGACGAUGUCGACGAGCCAUCAGGUGCUUCCAAGCCCAAGGGCGAGGACGAGGACCCCGAGAACGAAGAGCCCGAUGUCGACUUCCAGCCCGUCGUCCACCUCACCGAGAAGGUCGACACCAAGACCAACGAGGAGCUCGAGGAGCAAGUGUUCAAGAUGCGCGCCAAGCUGUUCAAGUUCGACAGGGAAUCGCGGGAGUGGAAGGAGCGCGGCACUGGUGACGUCCGGUUACUGAAGCACAAGGAGAAUGGCAAGACCCGUCUCGUCAUGCGCCGUGACAAGACCCUCAAGGUCUGCGCCAACCACUACGUUGUUCCGGACAUGAAGCUGUCGCCCAACGUCGGCAGCGACCGCAGCUGGGUCUGGAACGCCGCGGCCGAUGUCAGCGAGGGCGAGCCCGAGGCUCAGACCCUGGCCAUCCGGUUCGCCAACAGCGAGAACGCCAACCAGUUCAAGGAGGCCUUCAUCAAGGCCCAGCAAGAGAACGAGGCGCUUUUCGGCAAGUCGGAGCAGUAA